AUGCGUUCUUCAUAUCUGAUUCUCUGCCUUGUCCUUGUUCAUAUCAUUGAAAUAGGUCGUGACUAUGCAGAUCCCACCAAUGGGUUCACUGUUGUGCUGCUGACGAGUGGAAGAUACAGUAACUGUACGACAAACCGUUGGAGGAGAGGCUAUGGUCCUGUGCCGAACAGGACCUCUGGAGCCAUCAUAGUGCAGAUCCACGGCAACAUGGGGCACAGUGCACACCACUACUCUGAUACUAAGGAUAUGCGCAGGGGAUGGGAUCAAGGCAUCGUGGAAGUUCACCUUGAGGGGACUUCAAAGUUCGCGAAGCAAGAUCAUGGCCUCAGCAACCUGUACUUUAAAUGCGGAGUGAAUGCCGCUGCCCCCAAAGAAGAAAAAACCCAAAAAUACGAGCUAUACAACAUGGAAUUGAAGUGGAAGGACAUCAAAAUAUACAAGAAGUGCAUGUAG
This is a messenger RNA of Eucalyptus grandis, 453 nucleotides long. Its product is annotated as citrate-binding protein-like. Lineage: Eukaryota; Viridiplantae; Streptophyta; Magnoliopsida; Myrtales; Myrtaceae. The record is from RefSeq and is a predicted model, not a curated record. The transcript is spliced from 3 exons. The coding region runs from base 1 to 453 and encodes 150 amino acids.